AUGGAAAGCUCAGAUGCUGACGAUGAAGAAGACAGAGUUUCGGUCCGACGCAGAGAUCAGAUAGACCGAAAGGCUCGAGAAGAUGAUUGCUACAGACUCGUAAGUGAUCUGAGUGAAGGAGAUUACAUACUUAUGAGGGACAACAAUUUGCUUGGCCCCCUAGGUGAAAGUACAGAAGAAGAGUUGAUGAGGAGACGUCAAUUAAUGAAAGAAAACCCACUACAAAACUCAGAGGAAAAUCCAGAGAGACAUGCUACAGAUGAUGUAUCCAGUGAUGACUCUCUAAUAGACUGCCUUACCGCUUCUGGACAAACUGAAAAUGUGACAAGUGAGCAAAAAGAAUAUCUGUCUUGGAAAGAAGAGAGCCAAAAUAGUGCUAAUAGUGAUGAGCUCAGAUUUGGCUUAGAAAGAAAUCUUGACCGUGAUGAUGAAAACUCAAAUCCAGAGGAUGAAUGUGUAGCAUCUGCAAAACUUCCCAGGAGAGAAGAUACGGAAGGCAGCCAACAACAAGUGGAAACCCCACAAUCUGAGCCACUAUUUACAACACCAUCUGCAUCAGAACAAGAUACAAUGGAAACAUUAGUGGAAGUCCCACCGACUAGAAGUCAGAGAAGACUAAGAAGGAGGAGCCCAGUCUAUCGGAGCACCAGAGCAAGGACUGACAGUUGGUCACCUCCACAUUCACGGUGGGAAUUUUUUCCAAGUAUUAAUGAAGAUAUACCAUCUCAGACUCUUAAAGAACCUCUCAUAUGUGAGAAUGAGAGAUCUUCUAGAACUGGGCAUGAAGAAACAUUGAGACAGGAAAUGCCUGGACAUGAGUUACAAAGUAUGGGUCUUAUUGAAACUUCUAAAACUAGGAAUGCUGCUCAUCAAGAAUGUGAUUCAGAUACAACGUGCAGUAGUGAAUCUUGGGAAGUGAUAGAAACAAAUCUAACCACACCCUUCAUUCUCGAAGUAGAACGAGUUCAUUGCCCAGCAUGUUCUCUGAUAGACAGCAGAGUUAGUAGAGCUCAGUUAACAUCUGACUCUCCGAACAUCACUACCACUUCAGAAAGUGAGGAAGUACUUCAGCCUGUGCUUUCAUAUUCUGACGAGGCCAGUGAGAGUGCUUCUGUCAAUACCAUCGGAAAUCCCAUUCAUAGAAUUUUAAAUAUAACAUCUGUUUCAGUUCCAAGUAUAUCAUGGCAGACAAUGAUAGGAUUUAGUUACUCAAGUAAUCUUAUGGACAGUGACAGUAACUUAGAGCAUAGUGUCUCACCUCCAAGUGAAAACAUAGAAAGGGCAGAGUCACCAAAUGAAAGACAUGGACCCAGUGGUAGUGAGAGUCGCCCUGGUUCUGCUUCAGAUGCUAGAUAUGAUCCUGAUUCAAGUUUAAUAGUGAUCUCAGACUCAAGCCCCUAUUCGAUUUAUAGCUCUGCAUCCAGUCCCAUAUUCAUUUCCAGCUCAAAUGAUGAAGAUUCAGAAACUAGCUCUCUGAUCUUGGUAGAGAGUGAAGAAAGAAGCUUAUCAACAGGCUUAUCAGAGGCUGGGCAAGAAGGGGGACGAAUGACCCCAAUCAUAAUUGAUGAUAGUGACUCUGGGUCCUCCCUUAACCUGGAUGAGAUGGAAAGCUCAGAUUCCAACGAUGAAGAAGACAGAGUUUCGGUCCGACGCAGAGAUCAGAUAGACCGAAAGGCUCGAGAAGAUGAUUACUACAGAUUCGUAAGUGAUCUGAGUGAAGAAGAUUACAUACUUAUGAGGGACAACAAUUUGCUCGGCCCCCUGGGUGAAACUACGGAAGAAGAGUUGAUGAGGAGACUUCAAUUAAUGAAAGAAAACCUACCACAAAACUCAGAUGAAAAUCCAGAUAGAGGAGAUACAAAUGUGACAAGUGAACAGAAAGAAAUUCCGUCUUGGAAAGAAGAGAGCCCAAUUAGUGCUAACAGUGAUGAGCUCAGAUUUGGCUUAGAAAGAAAUCUUGACCCUGAUGAUGAGAACUCAAAUCCCGAGAAUGAAUGUGUAGCAUCUGCAAAACUUCCCAGAAGAGAAGAUACGGAAGACAGCCAAAGGCAAGUGGAAAGUCCACAAUCUGAGUCACUAUUUACAAGACCAUCUACACCAGAACAAGAUAUGACAGAAACAUUAAUGGAAGUCCCACCGACUAGAAGUCAGCGAAGAUUAAGAAGUAGCAGCCCAGUCUAUCGGAGAACCAGAGCAAGGACUGACAGUUGGUCACCUCCACACUCACUGUGGGAAAUUUUUCCAAGUAUUAAUGAAGAUAUACCAUCUCAGACUUUUAAGCAACCUCUCAUAAGUGAGAAUGAGAGAUUUUCUAGAACUGGGCAUGAAGAAAGUUUGAGACAGCAAAUGCCUGGACAUGAGUUGCAAAAUAGGGAUCUUAUUAAAACUUCUAAAACUAGGAAUGCUGUUCAUGAAGAAUGUGAUUCAGAUACAAUGUGCAGUAGUGAAUCUUGGGAAGUGAUGGAAACAAAUCCAACCACUCCCUUCAAUCUUGAAGUAGGGCAAGUUCAUUAUCAAGCAUGUUCUCAGAGAGACAGCAGACUUAGUAGAACUCAGUUAACAUCUGACUCACCAAACAACACUACCACUUCAGAAAGCGAGCAAGAGGAAUUGAAGCCUAUGUUUUCACAUUCUGACGAGGCCAAUGAGAGUGCUUCUGUCAAUACCAUCAGAAAUCCCGUUCAUAGAAUUUUAAAUACUAGCUUAAGUGACACAAUAUCUGUUUCAACUCAGAGUACAUUAUGGCAGACAAUGACAGGAUUUAGUAACUCAAGUAAUCUUAUGGACAGUGACAGUAAUUUAGAGCAUAGUGUCUCACCUCCAAGUGAAAACAUAGAAAGGGCAGAGUCACCAAAUGAAAGACAUGGACCCAGUGGUAGUGAGAGUCGCCCUGGUUCUGCUUCAAAUGCUAGAUAUGAUCCUGAUUCAAGUAUAAUAGUGAUAUCAGAUUCAAGCCCCUAUUUGAUUUCUAGCUCUGCAUCCAGUCCUAUAUUAAUUUCUAGCUCAAAUGAUGAAGAUUCAGAAACUAGCUCUCUGAUCUUGGUAGAGAGUGAAGAAAGAAGCUUACCAACAGGCUUAUCAGAGACCAGGCAAGAAGGUGGACGAACGUCCCCAGUCAUAAUCGAUGAUAGUGACUCUGGGUCCUCCCUUAUUCUGGAUCAGUUUUUCCUCCUAAAUGAAGAUGACCCAUAUGAAACUAUAGGACUUACCAGAGCACAGAUUGACAACUUGCCUUUAAGAUAUUUUGGAGAGAAUGAAGAAUUUAAAGCCUGUAGCAUUUGUAUCACAGAGUACACCGAAGGCAACACAUUACGCAUCCUACCUUGCUCCCAUGAAUUUCAUGAUCACUGCAUUGAUCACUGGCUGGCUGAGCACAUAACCUGUCCGAUUUGUCGUGGGCCAGUAGUGGAUCCACCUGAGGCAGAUAAUUCUAUGUGA
This is a messenger RNA of Rangifer tarandus platyrhynchus (Svalbard reindeer), 3438 nucleotides long. The record is from the annotation of a GenBank genome assembly. NCBI's taxonomy places the organism in Eukaryota, Metazoa, Chordata, Mammalia, Artiodactyla, Cervidae.